CGUCGUCCCUUCGGUUUAGUCCCGCAUACCAGCAGCAAUGGCGGCGGUGAUAGCGGCUUCUCGGAGACUCCGCGACUUGUUGGCCAGGCGAUUGACAGCCCCCACCAAUUUGGGUCUCAGCUUUAGCCUUCGUCCCAUGAGUUCCUUUGCACAAGAUGAGGCUUCCAAAGCGGCCCCUGACCAAGCCCCAGGCCACAGCUAUGAGUCCCUUCGGGUGACACCUGCCCAGAAACACGUUCUGCAUGUGCAGUUAAACCGGCCGGAGAAGAGAAACGCCAUGAACAAGGCCUUCUGGAGUGAGAUGGUGGUGUGCUUCAACAAGAUUGCAGAAGAUGCUGACUGUCGUGCUGUGGUGAUCUCUGGUGCAGGAAAAAUGUUCAGUUCAGGUAUCGACUUCGUGGACAUGGCCUCGGGGCUCCUAAAGCCCCCAGGAGACGACGUGGCCCGCAUCAGCUGGCACCUCCGUAGCCUCCUCAGCAGAUACCAAGAGACCUUCAGCGUCAUUGAGAAGUGCCCAAAGCCGGUAAUCGCCGCCAUCCAUGGGGGCUGCAUUGGUGCAGGAGUGGAUCUCAUCACUGCCUGUGACAUCCGGUACUGUACCCAGGAUGCUUACUUCCAGGUGAAGGAGGUGGACCUAGGUUUGGCAGCGGAUGUGGGAACCCUGCAGCGACUGCCCAGAGUCAUCGGGAACCAGAGCCUGGUCAACGAGCUGGCCUUCACUGCCCGCAAGAUGAUGGCUGAUGAGGCCCUGGACAGUGGGCUGGUCAGCCGGGUCUUCCCAGACAAGGAGGUCAUGCUUGAUGCGGUCGUCGCCCUGGCAGCCGAGAUUUCUAGCAAGAGCCCCGUGGCAGUGCAGGGCACCAAAAUCAACCUGCUCUACUCCCGUGACCAUUCGGUGACAGACAGCCUCAACUACAUGAAAUCCUGGAACAUGAGCAUGCUGCAAUCAGAGGACGUCGUUAAGUCUGUCCAGGCCCUAAUAGAGAAGAAGGAACUGAAGACCGUCACUUUCUCCAAGCUCUGAGAGGCCCAGGGUCUGGCUUUGUCCCUCCUCAUGCCUGCGUGUCCUGGUUCACAGAGAAGGAGGAUUAGUGGAGAUGGUCACCUCGCUGUCUUCUCAGCCAGUCUCCCAGUUCGCAACUUUAUGACACAGAUUUCCUCAUUCUAUAUCUCCGCCCCACGGACAAUAAAGCAAUGUAAAGAA
Hippopotamus amphibius kiboko is the source of this 1204-nucleotide messenger RNA. RefSeq names its product enoyl-CoA hydratase 1 (gene ECH1). The record is from RefSeq and is a predicted model, not a curated record. Bases 38 to 1024 code for a protein of 328 amino acids. The transcript has 10 exons. Lineage: Eukaryota; Metazoa; Chordata; Mammalia; Artiodactyla; Hippopotamidae. Gene Ontology annotation, molecular function: delta(3,5)-delta(2,4)-dienoyl-CoA isomerase activity. Gene Ontology annotation, cellular component: mitochondrion.